AUGAUGAAUUAACUUUAAAUAAAAAGAAAUUAGUCUCAAAAAAGCAAAACUCAACCUAUUUUAAAAUGUAAAAAUUCUCGUGAAAAAAAAAAUAGAAAGGAUAGAAGUGGUAAUGAUAUAAUUAGUGGCGGGAAUUAUAAAAUAAGUUUUAAAGAUAGUUUCAUUAUAUAGAAAACAAAUUCUUAAGCCCCUUAGAAUGUAAUUGAAGAUUAUUCAGAUUCUUAAUUGUCUGAUUAUUCAGAAUCACAAUAAUCAUAAAUUAAAAGACAAAAGUAAAUCUAUUUAGCUAAUUAAACUCCUAAAACCAUUAAGAAAAUGAAAUAAACAAAUUGUGACUUAAAAAUAGAAAUUGAGAUGAAUUAGGAAUUUCCAAAAACAAUUUCCGUUUAAAAAUCAAAAAACUUUACCAAAACAACUUAGAAAUCUCUUUGCUGUAUAAUCUUUUGA
Messenger RNA from Paramecium sonneborni, 447 nucleotides. Lineage: Eukaryota; Ciliophora; Oligohymenophorea; Peniculida; Parameciidae. The record is from the annotation of a GenBank genome assembly.